This is a messenger RNA of Prorocentrum cordatum, 625 nucleotides long. The record is from the annotation of a GenBank genome assembly. Lineage: Eukaryota; Dinophyceae; Prorocentrales; Prorocentraceae.
GCCACGCCUGAGGAGCGCCUGCCCCAGAAGGCCCAGCAGCUGCGUCAGCUGCAGGCCCAGCAGGGACGGCUCAAGAACCAACCCAUCCAUGCUGCGCAGACGCAGAAGGACCUCGAGACCAAGCUCAGGACCAACAUCGACGAGUGCUUGGCGCAGCAGGCUCAGCAAGCUGAAGACGAAGGGUUCCCAGAGUUGGGAUCAGAAGAGAUGGCAUCCCUCGACGAGACCACGCGCAAGCAGUAUGAAGAGGCAUCGGCAGCUCACAAGAAGGCUCGCACCGCGCUCAAGUCAGCCACAGACGCGGGCAAGGCAGCAGAUGCAGACAAGGACCAGACGAAGGAGAUCGCCAACCCAGCAGCGGUGGAUUUCACCAAUGCGGCCGAGAUGGACCUGUACAUCUCGCAGAUGAAGAGUGGCCAUGUGGACGUGCUGUUCGCAAACGUCACGCACUACGGGGAGAAGGUGCGACACGACGUGGAGCACUGCAAUUUUGACAUGAUAGGCCUGGCGGAGCACCACCUGCUACCCAAGGCCGCCAAGCAGGAGGCCACGAAGCUGCGAUUCAAGGGGUGGCAAUCGCAGUACACAUGGACGCCAGCGACAUCGACGAAGAGGAGUACGACAG